This is a messenger RNA of Balaenoptera acutorostrata (minke whale), 3794 nucleotides long. It is a transcript of the gene HS3ST5, whose product is annotated as heparan sulfate-glucosamine 3-sulfotransferase 5. The coding region runs from base 1155 to 2192 and encodes 345 amino acids. The record is from RefSeq and is a predicted model, not a curated record. Gene Ontology annotation, molecular function: [heparan sulfate]-glucosamine 3-sulfotransferase activity. The transcript is spliced from 5 exons. Lineage: Eukaryota; Metazoa; Chordata; Mammalia; Artiodactyla; Balaenopteridae.
GCCACUCCGCAGCUGGUCGCCGGGGACCCGAUCCCUCCCGCGCGCCCGAGUGAUGGAGGGGAAGAGAUUCUCUUAGACACACACUCGCGCACACAGCUGGGCACGUCUCCGGGAGGCAGCCGCCGGGAGCCGGGCGGCGGCCGUGACAGCACCAGCCGCGGGGAGCCGGGCGCCCACGCAGCUUGGCCCCGGCGGCUCCAAGACCCCGGAAGGAAAGAUCCCAGCCUCACUGACUGUCGCUCUUUUAGGCUGACCAGGAGGAAGCAAGCUGCGCAAGGACCUGUCACGAGGACGCAGGAGGUUCUCCGGUCGGCGCUCAGAGUCUGGGGCCGCGCCGGUGCCCGCGUGGGGCGAGGAGGAUGCUCACCUCCUCCCGCAGAGCCGCUGCGGGCCCAGGCACUGCGCGGACUCGGGCUCCCGCGGUCGCCCCUGCCGUGCCCGCGCCGCGGGAGCGCGCCCUGCCGUACCUGGCUCCAGCCUCCAGGGGAAGUGCGGGAAACGCGCCCUAAACUCCACUACUUCUCGCCCGCCUCCUCCCCUUCCUGGCUCCCCGCCCCAGACCUGGCAGCCGCCGCCGCCGCCUGCGUGUGGGGCCCGCCUGCCUCUUACUCUCACGCGCGCACGCACAGCCCCGCUGGCUCGCUCGCAUUCGAGCAGCCUCGCUCCCCGCGGAGCCGAAGCCCGGACGUCCGGAACUACUGCACCGACUGCCAACGGGACUGCUGGAGACGCCCUGUGGCCCGGCGCGACCCGCCGCUGGCCCCCGCGCCCUGGGCUCCCGCCCACGCCGCCGCCGCCGCCGCCGGGGACGUUGAGGUGAUUAGGUACCCAGAGGCUUCAGCAUUGCUGUCUUCCCUUCUCAAUGGCGUUUCUGGUGUCCACCUCAGGAGUCUCCUUGGCCAGCCCUGAAACACUUGAAAAUUAAACAGAGAAUCCACUGCAUAUAUUCUUCUUGAAAAUUUCCAUUGUAUAUGUUCAGAACGUUCUGAAUAAGAAUAAGGAUUUGAAGGUGCUAACAGAGCAGGGGACAAGCCAAAAGGACAGCAGUAGAUGCGGAGAGGCCAUGGAACAUCCACCAAGCAGAUAAUCAUCGCUGGAAUAACUGGAGGUGUCUGAAUGUAGGCUGCAGAAGUCCUGAAGGUUGAUGGAGGGCCAUGCUAUUCAAACAGCAGGCAUGGCUGAGACAGAAGCUCCUGGUGCUGGGAAGCCUUGCCAUUGGGAGUCUCCUGUAUCUAGUCGCCAGAGUUGGGAGCUUGGAUAGGCUACAACCCAUUUGCCCCAUCGAAGGCCGAUUCGGAGCCCGUGGUCAGGCUGAAUUCCCCCUGCGCGCCCUGCAGUUUAAACGUGGCCUGCUGCACGAGUUUCGGAAGGGCAACUCUUCCAAGGAGCAGGUACGCCUUCAUGACCUGGUCCAGCAGCUCCCCAAGGCCAUUAUCAUCGGGGUGAGGAAAGGAGGCACCAGGGCCCUGCUUGAGAUGCUGAACCUCCAUCCGGCAGUGGUCAAAGCCUCUCAAGAAAUCCACUUUUUUGACAAUGAUGAGAAUUAUGCCAAGGGCAUUGAGUGGUAUAGGAAAAAGAUGCCUUUUUCCUACCCUCAGCAAAUCACAAUUGAAAAGAGCCCAGCAUAUUUUAUCACGGAGGAAGUUCCGGAAAGGAUUUACAAAAUGAACUCAUCUAUCAAGUUGUUGAUCAUUGUCAGGGAGCCAACCACAAGAGCUAUUUCUGAUUACACUCAGGUGCUAGAGGGGAAGGAGAGGAAGAAUAAAACCUAUUACAAGUUUGAGAAGCUGGCUAUAGACCCUAAUACCUGCGAAGUGAACACGAAAUACAAGGCAGUAAGAACCAGCAUCUACACCAAACAUCUGGAACGGUGGUUGAAGUACUUUCCAAUUGAGCAAUUUCACAUCGUCGAUGGAGAUCGCCUCAUCAUGGAACCCCUGCCAGAACUUCAACUCGUGGAGAAGUUCCUAAAUCUUCCCCCGAGGAUAAGUCAAUACAAUUUGUAUUUCAAUGCUACCAGAGGGUUUUACUGCUUGCGAUUUAACAUUAUCUUUAAUAAGUGCCUGGCGGGCAGCAAGGGGCGCAUUCAUCCAGAGGUGGACCCCUCUGUCAUUACCAAAUUGCGCAAAUUCUUUCACCCUUUCAAUCAAAAAUUUUACCAGAUCACUGGGAGGACAUUGAACUGGCCCUAAAAUAAUGUCGUACAACACUAUGUGUUGUGCCUGGGGACACACAAUGUCUCGUCUGGAUUAAAAUAUGCACUUUUCCUAUAGACACAACUGUCCAAGUCAUUUUUCCAUGUAUACUUGUACAUACGCAGUGUGUGACCAAAUAUAAGAUCAGCUCUUUUUCUACUGAAAAUUUACAAAAAAACAAAACAAAAAACAAACCAAUUUGCUAUCUACAUAGUUGCAUCUUUUAUGCUAUUUACAAAAAGAAGAGGUGGUGGUACUGGGGGAAAGUGACUUCAGCUAUUCUCAAAGAGUUAGUCUUCCUUUGAGUCAGAAUUUGUCGCCUGCCAUUUUCAUAGAUUUAAGCCAAAAGAUUAACAUGUGAAAAUGUACCAAUGGCUGUGAAGUUUCAGGAAGUAGAGGAUUCGGUUAUGCAUUCUUUUCUAAGGGAAAGCUGACUCUAAUUCAGAUGCUGAAUUGAUGCCAUGAAAACAGAAAAUACUAUUUUCUUCUUAUUUAAAAAAAUGUCUUAUCUCAUAAAAUUGACAUCGUUCCAAAGUUCCUGUGGUGAUUUUGCACUAUCGUUUUCUCAUAUGGACCAUGGUGUCACUUGUAGCAUGUCAAUCACACAUCGGAAAGUCAAGUCCUUUUACUUCCGUGUUCUAUGUCAAUAAAGAGAAAUGUCAUGUACAUAGUGUAUAUAGUUGUAAAUACUGGUUUCACACUAAGUAAUUCUAUUUUGUAAACUGAAUAUGGCUAUUUAAUUUAUUGUGAAAAUUAAAUUUAUUGUGGUAUUUAAAAAAUGGAAUGGAUUAAAAUUACUCUAUGUGCAAUUUUUUUUUACUCAUUUUGUUUUAUGUGCCCCUUGCUGGAUCCCAAAGUCAAAGCUGUUUAUGUGCACAUGAGAGCACUUGGAAAGAUGCACUUCUCCGUUGGAUUUCUGUACCCUUGUGAUAUAAAGAAAGGUUGGAUAUAUUUUUUAAAAUAUCUCAACCAUCUGGAAAUCUAGUAUAACAGCCACCUCAAAGAGCACUUGUGCUUCUCUGCUACAACCUUGUAACAAUUAACUUACUUGCAGUUGCUCCUGGCGCUAGGAGACAGACAAGAAAUACUUUAACGUAAUCAAGGCAUAGAAGAAUCACAGUUUUAUAUGAACCUCUGAUCAAAGUCAGACCAAUAAAGAAAUUAAAUAAAAUAAGAUUAGAAAACUUGUGUAACCUCUGUACUGAAAUCUGCUGACGCUUCUGCAAACUCUCAGAAGUCCCUCUUUGAGAUGAAACUACAUCAGCCUGCUCAGGAAUGAUCAAAUUACAUAGUGUUGCUAUUACUAACAUAAACAUCUGGCUCAGAUUUCCAUCCAGAGAAAUUAAUGCUAAACUGGGUGCUUGCUAACAUCAGAUAGCCUGUACUAUGCUUAAAUAUAAUUCGGAAAACCUUGGAAAGAGGUAUUAACAGAAAAAAAAAAAAAAUAAGAUGGAUUUUUCACAGUCAUGGUUGCUUAUCCAGUGGAAGAUGUUUAAGGGAGUUCUGUUCACAUUGAGAGUGCCUAGCAAAUAACAGUGGAUUCCCUUUUGAUUGUACUAAGUGUUGAUUUUCUCCAUGAGUUGUUCGUCCUGUCCAGUG